AUGCUGCAACAUCAUCAGCAUCAGGCCCAAUCCGCGGGCUACUAUGACUACAACCAAACGCCGAGUCCCGGCAGCCUGACCAAUGCGGAUGCCCUCAACACAACCCCCUUCUCGGUCAAGGAUAUACUCAAUAUGGUCAAUCAAACGGAGGCAUACGACGGCGCCUACGGGCAUCUCGAGAGCGCCGCGGCCGCCUCGGCGCUCUAUGGCGCCGCCGACUACCAACAGCAGCCGCUCGAGCAGCAGCAGCAGCUCGCUCAGCACCAGCUACAGCUCCAGCAGCAGCAGCAGCAGCAGCAACAGCAGCAGCAGCAUGUCGAGGAGGAUGCCUUGGCCGGAUCCUCGCUGUCGCCGCUGCUGCCACCGCCGCCACAUGGUCAUCCUCAGCUGUAUGCGAGCUAUCACCAGGAUUAUGGCAUGCCCACGCACAUGCUGCAGCACGCCCAUCCCCAUCCACACGCCCACCCGCAUCCCCAUCAGAGCUACCAGCCGGCGUACAAUGUUGGUGCCUCUCAGUUCUAUGCCACGCCCACAGCUGGUGGAUAUCAGGGAGGCUACAACUACAACUACAACACGACGCCGGAUGUCUAUGCCAGCUCCAGCGUGCCGUCGCUGCCCGCAAGCAUUAAGAGCGAAUAUAUACCCACGCCGUAUGUGACGCCGUCGCCGACACUCGAUCUGAACAGCUCCACGGAGCAUGUGGAGGCGCAUGCUCCCGUCCACGCCAAGCUGGCCAAUGGUCAUGGGAAUGGCAAUGGCAUCGCGCAGCGGCUGCUCGAGCCGAGGGGCAUCAACGGACAGGCGACGACGGAGUGCCCCAAGCGAAAGGACAGCCAGGUGACCUCCUCCCGCUCCGAGUUGCGCAAGAACAGCAGCGGCAACAACAACAACAACAAUAAUAAUAAUGUUUGUGGAAAGCCGCGCAUGAAACGCAAGCCCCGUGUCCUGUUCUCCCAGGCGCAGGUCCUCGAGCUGGAAUGCCGCUUCCGGCUGAAGAAGUAUCUAACGGGCGCGGAGCGUGAAAUCAUCGCCCAGAAGCUGAAUCUGUCGGCGACACAGGUGAAGAUCUGGUUCCAGAAUCGUCGCUACAAAUCGAAGCGCGGCGACAUCGACGGCGACGCCUUCACCAAGCACCUCAAGCUGAAGCCCCAGUCGCCCACGUCCGCGUCCACAUCCGCGUCCACAACCGCGCUGCCCCCGCCACCCCCGCUGCCCAACCACAUGAUGUGGCCGCCCAGCGCCACGCAGCAGCAGCAGCAGCAGGGACAUCAUCUCCAGCUCCAGUUGCAAUAG
Molecule: messenger RNA, 1293 nt
Organism: Drosophila novamexicana
Lineage: Eukaryota; Metazoa; Arthropoda; Insecta; Diptera; Drosophilidae
Product: muscle-specific homeobox protein tinman
Exons: 3
Coding region: 1-1293 (430 amino acids)
Biological process (GO): regulation of transcription by RNA polymerase II; cell differentiation
Cellular component (GO): nucleus
Molecular function (GO): DNA-binding transcription factor activity, RNA polymerase II-specific; RNA polymerase II cis-regulatory region sequence-specific DNA binding
Source: RefSeq, a predicted model, not a curated record